Molecule: messenger RNA, 1182 nt
Organism: Chaetomium globosum CBS 148.51
Lineage: Eukaryota; Fungi; Ascomycota; Sordariomycetes; Sordariales; Chaetomiaceae
Exons: 1
Coding region: 1-1182 (393 amino acids)
Biological process (GO): RNA splicing; generation of catalytic spliceosome for second transesterification step
Cellular component (GO): U4/U6 x U5 tri-snRNP complex; U5 snRNP; U2-type post-spliceosomal complex
Source: RefSeq, a predicted model, not a curated record
AUGGACUUCGCCGCGCUAAUGUCCCAAGAAAUCUCCAAAUCCAAAGGCGACAGCAGCAGCAGCAGCAGCAACAACAAGAAGGACCCCAAACCCACCUCCUCCUCCUCAACAACAACAACGGAUACCACUACCACCACAACCCCCGCCCACCCGAAAUACAUCUCCCGCCGCGAAGCCGAAGCCGCCCGCCGCGCCGCGUACCUCGCCGAGCAGGCCGCGCUCGAGGAGGCACGAGCCGGCAAAGCGGCCGCCAAACGGCAGCGCGAAGAGGAGGCCGCGCAGGAGGCGCGCGCGCGGGACGAGAAACGGCGGCGGCUGGCGGAGGAAUCGCGGGCGCGGCGCGGGGCGCGCGAGGCGGAGGAGGAGCGCAAGAGGAGGAAGAGGUUGGGCCUGCCGGAAUUGCCACCGCCGUCGGCGGGGGCGGCGGAUGCUGCUACUGGGGAAGGGGAGGUGAGCGAGGAUGGGGAUGAGGAUGAGGAGGCGGGGGAUGUGCCGGAGGAGGAGCUGGUGAAGAGGUUGAGGGGGCUGGGGGAGCCGGCGGUGUUGUUUGGGGAGGGCCAUGCGGCGAGGCUGAGGCGGUAUAGGAAGGUUGUGAGGGGGGGCGCGUUGGCGGCUGCUUCGGGACCGAUUGCCACGACGCUGCUGCCGGUGGAGGAGAAGGAUAUGAAGGUUCCUGACACGGUGCCGCCUGCGUCGGACAAGAAAGCCCGCAGGCUCUUGUUCCGGCAGCUGGCGUCCUACUUCAAUAUGAUUCUGCGCGAGUGGGAGUUGGCGUUGGCGCGGGAGGACAACGCGGAUACGUUCGCGGGGCAAGCGGCGCACAGCGCCAUGGUAUCGAGCAAGGAAACGAUGCGGCCCCUCUUUCGCAAAUUCGAGCAGGGCGACCUGGAUGAGAGCAUCCUCGAAGCGGUGAUCGAAAUCGUCAAGGCGGCGCAAGAGCGGCGGUACGUCGAUGCCAACGAUGGGUAUCUGCGCCUUAGCAUUGGCAAGGCGGCGUGGCCUAUUGGUGUCACCAUGGUGGGUAUCCACGAACGUAGCGCCCGUGAGAAGCUGCAUGGCGGCGAGAGGGGCCACAUUAUGGGCAGCGAGGUCACGCGCAAGUAUCUACAGAGCAUCAAGCGGUGCUUGACCUUUGCCCAGGUCCGCUGGCCGCCCGAGGAUGUUCGGCAGUUGAUGGGGUGA